GCGCCGCCCCACGCCGGGGGGGUCGCGGGUGGCAAGGGGGGAAUAAAGGUGCGGCUGGGCCUCCCCCCCCAGGGGCAAAAUGGGUCCAUUGCUGCUGCUGCUGCUGCUGCUGCUGCCGCGCUGCCCGGGGGGUCCUCGCCGCCCCCCGGCCCCUCCAGAGACUCCCAGGGGUGGGGGCUGCCUGCCGGCAUCGCCCCUCCCUGGCGAUGCCCCCCCGCGAAGUCUGGGGGUGCUUGCGGCAUCGGUGGCCCAGCAGCCCGCCCUGGACGGUCGUCGUGUGCCUGCAGGAGAAAGGGGUCCUCUCGCUUCCCCAGGAGCCGCCAGGAGCGACGGCGAACCCCACGCUGCUGCCUGCGCACCCCCACCAAGGGGCUCUCCCUGCCUCUCUAGGGACCCCCGGACCCUCCUGGACGUGCAUGGACCCCCCCCCGGACCCCCUGGACCUCCACAGACCCCCCAGGAUCUCCUUGGACACCCCCUUGCCCCCCCCGACCCCUGCAGAUCCCCUCUGUCUGCCCCGCAAUGCCCCCCCGAACCCCCUAAACCUCCCCCCGACCCCUUUAACCCCCGACCCACCCCCGAACCCCCCCCAGGCCAGACAUGGGCCCCCCCCUCAAGACAUGGGCCCCCCCCACACCCCGUAA
Messenger RNA from Harpia harpyja (harpy eagle), 644 nucleotides. RefSeq lists its product as uncharacterized. NCBI's taxonomy places the organism in Eukaryota, Metazoa, Chordata, Aves, Accipitriformes, Accipitridae. The transcript is spliced from 2 exons. The record is from RefSeq and is a predicted model, not a curated record. The coding region runs from base 207 to 644 and encodes 145 amino acids.